AUGAGUUUUGGAGGUUUUAUUGGAAGUAGUAGUGGAGGAAACGGUGGUUCUGGGGUUUCAAGAUUGGUGGGUGAUAGUUCAUACGAAGCCAUGCCUACUGCUACUAUGGCUCAGUCACAGCUUAUCACAUCAUCUUUAUCUCAUUCAAUGUUUAACUCUUCACCGUUAUCUCUUGCUCUUAAACCGAAAAUGGAAGGUGCUGGUGAUUUGAGUUUUGAUGCUGCUGCUGUAAUGGGAAGGAACUCCAGAGAUGAUGAGUACGAGAGCAGGUCUGGGACUGGGAGUGACAAUUUGGAUGGUGUUGGAUCGGGCGAUGAAAUGGAAACUCACAUUGGUAGCUCAUCGAAAUCGGCAAAGAAGUACCAUAGGCAUACUCCAUACCAAAUUCAAGAGCUUGAGGCUUGCUUUAAGGAGAAUCCACACCCCGAUGAGAAAGCAAGGCUGGAACUUGGUAAGAGAUUGACAUUGGAAAGCAGGCAGGUUAAGUUUUGGUUCCAGAACAGGAGAACCCAAAUGAAGACCCAGAUGGAACGUCAUGAAAAUUCAAUGUUGAAGCAAGAGAAUGAUAAGCUUCGUAUUGAGAACAUAGCGAUGAAGGACGCGAUGAGAAGUCCAGCUUGCCCACAUUGUGGUGGUCAGGCAAUUCUUGGUGAGAUACACAUUGAAGAGCAUCAUUUGAAGAUUGAGAAUGCUCGACUGAGAGAUGAAUACAAUAGGAUCUGUGUCGUGGCAAACAAGUUUCUGGGUAGGCCGUCGGAAUCUUUCCAUGGUCCUAUGUCAGCUGGAAUGGCUAAUUCAGGUUUGGAACUUGCUGUGGGAAGAAACGGCUAUGGUGCUAUGAAUUCUGUUGACACUGCAUUGCCAAUGGGACUUAAUUUUGGCAAUAACUUCUCAAGUGCUUUACCAGCAAUUUCACCUAGGCCCACCCUGAGCAUGGCUGGUGUAGGUGUAUCCUGUGAUAAGAACAUGUUAAUGGAGCUUGUUUUUGCUUCCAUGAAUGAGCUGAUUAAGCUGGCUGAUAUCGGUGCUCCUCUGUGGCUUAGAAACUUUGAUGGAAGUGCGGAAGAAUUGAACCUUGAGGAGUAUGCAAGGUCUUUUCCUCCAUGUAUUGGCAGGAAACCUGCCCACUUCUCAGCAGAAGCAACCAAGGCAACUGGUACUGUGAUGAUGAACAGUCUGGCCUUGGUUGAGAGUCUGACGGACACAAGUCGAUGGAUGGAUAUAUUUUCAUGCAUUGUUGGCAGAACCUCUACAAUUAAUGUGAUCUCCAACAGCUCAGGUGGAAGCAAGGAUGGCAAUUUGCAUUUGAUUCAAGCUGAGUUCCAAGUUCUGUCUGCUUUAGUUCCUGUCCGUAGAGUAAAGUAUCUACGCUUCUGCAAGCAACAUGCUGAAGGUGUCUGGGUGGUGGUGGAUGUGUCUAUUGAUGCUAUCCAGGAAGGUUCAAUACCGCUUGAUGGAAAUUGCAGGAGGCUCCCUUCCGGAUGUAUCGUGCAAGACUUGCCCAAUGGGUGCUCCAAGGUUAUUUGGAUUGAGCACACGGAAUAUGAUGAGAGUAUCACCCACAAUUACUACCGCCCAUACAUCAGGUCUGGCCUGGGGUUUGGUGCCCAACGGUGGAUUGCCACCCUACAAAGGCAAUGCGAGUUCUUGGCAAUCAUGUCUUCUGCUGUGCCCAGUGGUGAUAAUUCAGUGGUUAGUUCCAGUGGACGGAGAAGUAUUGCAGUGCUGGCUCGACGCGUGACUCGCAGCUUUUGCGUUGGGGUUUGUGCGACCUAUUACGACUGGGAAUCAAUCCAAUCAGGGACUGCAGAGGAGAGUAAGUUGAUUAUGAGGAAGGGCGUUGGUGAACCUGGUGACCCUAAUGGUAUGGUGUUGAGUGCCAGCAGGAGCCUCUGGCUGCCGGUAACACAUCAACGUUUGUUUGACUUCCUGCGAAAUGAACAGACAAGAAGUCAAUGGGAUGUCUUGUCCCAGGGUGGUUCCGUGCACCCAAUAGUCCACAUUGGCAAGGGUCAGGAUCUUGGCAAUAGCAUCACUCUGUUUCGUACUACUGUGGCUAACAGUGAUGGUAGCCAAAACAGUAUGUUGACCUUGCAAGAGUCGUGCACAGAUGUAUCCGGUUCAAUCAUAGCAUAUACACCACUUAAUAGUGGAGACAUGAAUGUUGUGAUGAGUGGUGGAGAUUCCUCCUGCGUGACAUUCCUUCCAUCUGGAUUUGCAAUCAUUCCAGAUUGUUAUGAUGAGAAUUCGAAUGGGGUAGCAGCACUCGAGAAUGGUGGUAAGAUUAAUGGGUGUCUAUUGACCAUGGGAUUCCAGAUACUAAUGACUAACCCGCCUACAGGAACUCUCACUAUGGAUUCGGUGAACACUGUGAACUCCCUCAUCACCCGUACAGUGCAAAACAUCAAAGUUGCUUUCCAGUGCAAUUAA
Solanum verrucosum is the source of this 2430-nucleotide messenger RNA. Its product is annotated as homeobox-leucine zipper protein ROC5-like. The transcript has 9 exons. The coding region runs from base 1 to 2430 and encodes 809 amino acids. Gene Ontology annotation, molecular function: DNA binding; lipid binding. The record is from RefSeq and is a predicted model, not a curated record. Lineage: Eukaryota; Viridiplantae; Streptophyta; Magnoliopsida; Solanales; Solanaceae.